AUGGCUUUAUACUAUCACCAUACAUCAAGUCCUGAUCAAACUCUACCAACAUUAUUUCCAUUUGAAGAAAUUAAAGAUAACAAUAAUCAUUUUACAACUAAAUCGCAGACACCUACCUCACUUUCGCCACAACAAUCUCAAAAAGUUUCAUUUAUUCGAACACUCACAUCCGCAUCAUCAACCGAUCCAAUAAAACGAAGUUUUUUUCGAUUUAAUUCAAAUUCAUCAUCAACCAGUGAUUCUACAAAUAAAAUGGGACAAUCGGGAUCAAAUGUAAAACGAAGUCAAUCUGAUGUCCAAGCCUUUUUAGAUAAAGAAAAAGAGAAAUUUAUUGAAAAAAUAGAAAAUCCUGUUAAACAAAAUAUACGUUUUGACGAUUUUGAUCGAAUAAGAACAAUUGGUACUGGAUCAUUUGGGCGAGUAUUGUUAGUUGUACGUCGUUCAGCGAAUGAAAAACUAGCUUUAAAAGUACUCGACAAGCAAGUUGUGGUUAAAAUGAAACAAGUUGAUCAUACAUUAUCGGAAAAACGCAUAUUACAAGCCUUAUCGUGUCCAUUUAUUGUUAAUCUGAUAUGUUCUUUCAAAGAUAAUUCUUAUUUAUAUCUUGGAUUAGAAUAUGCACCUGGUGGAGAAAUGUUUACACAUUUACGAGCUGUUGGACGUUAUACAGAAGAUAUGACAAAAUUUUAUGCAUCGCAAAUAACAUUAGCAUUUGAAUACUUACAUCAUUUAGGCGUACUAUAUCGUGAUUUGAAACCGGAAAAUUUACUAUUUGGAAGUGAUGGCUAUUUGAAAAUGACCGAUUUUGGCUUUGCAAAAAGAGUCAAAGAUCGUACUUGGACUUUGUGCGGUACUCCAGAAUAUCUCGCUCCAGAAAUUAUUCUCUCACGUGGCUAUAAUAAAGGUGUAGAUUAUUGGGCUCUGGGAGUGUUAAUGUAUGAAAUGGCAGCCGGUUAUCCACCAUUUUUCGCUGAUCAACCCAUUCAAAUAUAUGAAAAAAUUGUUAGUGGACGUGUCAGAUUUCCCACCCAUUUUACAGUCGAUUUAAAAGAUUUAUUAAAAAAUUUAUUACAAGUUGAUUUAACAAGACGAUAUGGAAAUUUAAAGAGUGGAAUAAGAGAUAUUAAAGAACAUCGAUGGUUUUCUUCGAUAGAUUUUAUCGCCGUAUAUGAAAAGAAAAUUCAAGCACCAUUUAUUCCAAGAGCAGAUCGUGAAAAUUAUGAAAAUUAUGAUGAACAAGCAAUAGUAGUAGCAAAUCAAGAAAAAUUCUCAAAAGAAUUUGUUGAUUUUUGA
Molecule: messenger RNA, 1293 nt
Organism: Didymodactylos carnosus
Lineage: Eukaryota; Metazoa; Rotifera; Eurotatoria; Philodinida; Philodinidae
Source: the annotation of a GenBank genome assembly